Molecule: messenger RNA, 3381 nt
Organism: Sphaerulina musiva SO2202
Lineage: Eukaryota; Fungi; Ascomycota; Dothideomycetes; Mycosphaerellales; Mycosphaerellaceae
Product: Fork_head-domain-containing protein
Exons: 2
Coding region: 399-2927 (842 amino acids)
Biological process (GO): regulation of transcription by RNA polymerase II
Molecular function (GO): RNA polymerase II cis-regulatory region sequence-specific DNA binding; DNA-binding transcription factor activity, RNA polymerase II-specific; protein binding
Source: RefSeq, a predicted model, not a curated record
GUUUGCACGCAAACCUCACGCACGCACUACACACCUCACGUCGCGCACGCGACCGCCCACACCCACUCACCGAUUCACCAACCCCUACGACCCGUAUCACGACUGGACGGAGACCGGCAUGGUUGUCGCAGGAGCCAGACUCAACACGCGAACUUGACCCGCUCUCCUUCUCCUACCCGGCCCAGUAUUUCGCCAUACGCGGCAAACGAUCACGAUACAUCGCGAGCUCGCGAUUUGAGCGCACGAGACCAGCGAGCUGUGGCUCGUCACUUCGUUUGCCAACUCGAUCUGGUUCGGUUUGCGCACAUAACCUGACGCCGCUGUCGCUGGACACGCGGAUCUGGCGAGGGAUUGCGCUGACGCACCAUUCGACACGCACACCGUGAGAUACUGCCAUCAUGCCGCCUUCAGGACGUAAAGGGAAGAGCCGUGCACGAAAGGCACCUGCUGCAGUGGAGCCGACACAUGAGCCAUCUGAUGUCGAAGUCGCGGAAGCGCAAGCCACGCCCACGCGUGGUUCCAGGAAGCGAGCUCGAGGCAGCGAGGCCACUGCGCCAGCGGCUCGCAAUACCCGCCGCAAGACGAAAGAUACGCGCGUAAUUGAGCGCGACGAUACAGAAGGCACAGAGCCCCAGGAGGCUAGCGACAAUGAGACCGAGCCAUCCUCGCCCACGGAGCAGGAAAUCAUCCAGAGUCUGCGAGUGUCAGACAAGCAGGUGAUGGCUGUCAGUGACUUCGCCAACGAUCUUCUAGAAGGUCAGGAGAAUGUGCCGGGCUACGGCAAGAUUGCUGGCAGGGAUUGGGUCUUCAUCAUCCGGAAGGUGGAAGUAAACAUUGGCAGACCCGAGGCCCACGAGAGGCUAUCUGCUGUCGUGUCAGAGGGCACACCGAGCCAACCAACGACGCCCACUGCGAGAACUGUGAUUGAUAUUGACCUUGGCCCCGAUCGCCAGAUUUCGAGACUGCAUUGCAUAAUAGCAUACGAACCGGAGUCACAGCGUUGGGUUCUUCAUGUCAAUGGUAGGAACGGUGUGCGUGUUGACAACAAUCUCCAUAGGAGGGGUGCCACAGCCGUACUUCGCAACGGCAGCGUUCUCGAGAUCGCCAACACUCAAAUGGCAUUCAUUACGACCGCCACGCAUGAGAAUGAUGGACCGGUCUGGGAUGCAUCCAUCCUGAGGCAGGUACAAUCUUCGUCCGACGAUGGUCAAGACGGCGAGGACGAUCAGCGCAACGGUCUGAGCCAACCGCAGCCAUCCUCUACUGCUCGCAGUCAUCUCCAAGAUCCAGGCAUGUAUCAGUCGGACUAUAAUGGUCAGCAACACAGUUCACAACAACAAAGAAUGCAUCCCCACUCGCACAGCGCAGCUUUGCAGGCGAACCCCGGCACUCCGAUGCGCGCAAGCCAUCCUUAUGCCAAGUCGUCGCCAGCCGCGAAUUAUGCUCGGGCCGUUAUGAUGGAGUCCACCGAGACCAUCGACUAUGCAGCCGAUGGAGCAAAAGAUCUGAAGCCGCCUCACUCGUAUGCUCAACUCAUUGGCAUGGCAAUUCUUAGCACUCAGGACCAUCAGAUGACGCUGUCCAACAUCUACAAGUGGAUCCAGGCAAACUAUGCAUUUUACAGGUUCAACACUGGUGGCUGGCAGAACAGCAUUCGUCACAACCUCAGCUUGAACAAGGCUUUCACGAAGAUCGCUCGCCGCACAGACGAGCCUGGUAAGGGAAUGAAGUGGAUGAUAGAGCCUACCGAGUUCGACACUUUCGUGCAACAAGGUAUGAAAGGCUGCAGACGACCGGCCCCGAUACCCGGCACGCAAAGCACAAUGGGCUCACCUAACAGUCCGGCGUUGCGUUCUGGAAUCAAGAGGGAUGAUGAUACAACUCCGCCAUUGACUUCCUACCAGCCGUCGUACUCCACUGCAAUAGAAGCGUACACUCCCGAUCGUGGACCUAGGCGGCCGGCUAAUGGUCACCUCGAAAGCAGCGCCGGCCUUGGCAUCGAGACAAAUGGAUUGACCGAAUACGACUAUCCUCAGCGGUCGACGCCACGCACUGGUCUCAAUGCGCUAGCCAAUGCUGCUGGAUCACCACCGUCGUUGUAUGUCAACGACGAAGGUCGUACUGGGCCCUUAGACACGCCCUUCCCUCUUCGCCCAUCGCAGCGUCUAGCACCUCCGAGCACACUGAGGCGCCCCAGUGACUUUAUACAGUUCAGCAGCCCGGCCCCUUUCUGGAAAAUGGAGGGGUUGGCGGGAAGCACGCCAUUCAAGCCAUUUGACAUCAGUCCAUUGAAGACUCCCUUCCCAUUGCAUAAGGAGACUGUCAAACAAAGUAAGGAGAGCAGCGAGGAGCGAACGUCACCAGUGGAGAAGCCAGAAGUGGGUGAAAAGGCAGCCGGGUCCACAGAGCUUAAGCGUGGCGGCAGUCCACUCAUCGGAUCGAGUAGUCCUCCAAGACCGCACAACUCGACUCGUGCGCUUGAUGCCAGUCCGACCCUCAGCCGUCCUGCCACAGCUGCCAUGAAAUCGCUCAGCCAACACAGCACUUCGACCGAGGAGCAGACCAAUAUUCAGCAUGCACCGGAAAAGACUCCACCCAGCGUUGUGUCUCACGCAAGUGCCGUGCAACAGCACACUCCGCCCACGACGGUACUACAGCCAGCAAAUCCAGCUCCGAGACAGUAUGAGCUACCAACGGCUGCUGUCGCAAAUAGCUUUGAAGCUGUGCGUCCGGUCACCAACGGCGCUUACAACAUACAGACAGCACCGUACGCGAGCUUGCCGCCAGCCAAUGCAUACCAGUCGGCUGGCGACGAAGAUGAAGGAAUCGAUCUUGCCAAGGGAUUCCAGCCAAUUGGCACAUUCCAUCAGCGUAACCACAUGGCCAUGCAUACCGGCUUGGCUGGUAGCUCGACUUUUGGACGUUAGGAACAGCCAGAGGAAGGAGACAGAAAGCAAGUCGGUUGGAAGGAGGCUCCGAUGCCUUGAGCAAGCCGCAAGUGAGGUCGAUAGGCUGUAGUUUGUUGAUGCCGGACGCGCGUGUGCAUUUGCUGGCAGGCAUAUACGGCAGUACCGUAUGAUGAUACUAUAAGUUUUGUGCUUGGAAGGAGACUUGACGAUGCGAACAUCACCGGCAUGGUUGCAUUAACGCAUGGGUGUGCUUGUGCCGGUCCAGUUGGCGCGCAUAUGAGAUGGGUUUUAUUAUGAGAUAAUGACUUGGAACGAGACGCAAUUAUCAUGGAAGUGGAGUUUUGAAAAUAUGUGGUUUGAGAGAGCGAGAGGGAGAGGGAGAGAAUGGAGUAAGUACAUGGGAGCGGUGAACACUGAAGCAGUUGGUAGAUUUUGUUAUCGACGGGAGGUAGAAGAAAAAAGAUUUUCUGCU